Molecule: messenger RNA, 765 nt
Organism: Knipowitschia caucasica
Lineage: Eukaryota; Metazoa; Chordata; Actinopteri; Gobiiformes; Gobiidae
Source: the annotation of a GenBank genome assembly
AUGUUGCUCAUCCUCGUUCUCCAGACGCUGACUCUACAUUUGGGAGAGUGUCGGGUGUUGGACAGCCUACUGCGCUACACCUCCAUGCCCACCUACCUCCCUGUCAACUAUCAACUCCUAAAUGCUGAGCAGGCGUUCUUCCUGAAGGAAGCCAACCAGGAUUUCAUGAGAAACUCCAGCCUCAUGUCCCGCACUGAGUCGUUCUUCAUAUACCAGGCCAGAGGUUUGCCUUCAGUCAAUGCCAGUUACGGCCCUCUCUCUGUGGUCCAGCCCAUUCCUUUAGAUCUGCUGCAGACUCCUGGAACUUUCCCUGCCUCCUCCCUAUUCACAUUCAACUGGAAGCUUAAAGGGGAGUUGGGCCUGUGUGUGGCUGAGCUGGAGCCUCUUGCUAGUUGGUUUAGUCCCCCCAGUGUUGUGCCAGGACGCCAGAAAAACCUUGAGGUUUCUGAAGGCACCCCAGUGGAGCUCUACUACACUCUGCAGUCAGUAGAGAGCGGGGAAUGCCACUCAGAGGAUGCCAGGAAGGACAGUUUUAUCCGUUCGAGCCAAGAAGGGAUGUUUGGAUCAUACACCUCGACGCCCCUGAAGAGGAUCGGCGGGUUGAGGCUGUACCAGAACCCGGUGCCCCCGCCCCUAACUGAGCACAGGCUGGAUCAUAACUUUGUUGUGCAGGUGCCGGCUGCACCCAUUAAACAGAGGGAGACAGUCUCAGCCUUUAUCAGCGUGACCCCGUACUCAUCUGUAGAGAUGUUCACACUCAGGUAA